AUGAGGGCCGAUGACCGGUUUGUGUAUUUGUGUUGCGCCCUACGCACGCUCUUCAAAACAGAGACAAGACACCGCCACCAUCCACUUUUCCACGCUCUCCCAUCCGACCGAGCAGAGUUCAAUGGUACCGCCGAAGAAGCCCAGGUCUUCCGCCAAAACCAGAACCGGCCUCAGCCCCCGGUCGAGAUCGGGUUGAAAUGUGACGAGACGCGGCCCGCGUGCCAACAGUGCUCGCGCAAGGGAAUCAAGUGCGGAGGAUUCGCGCAGGGCCUGAGGUGGUCGUUCAAGCACCAGCCCGUCCUCCAAGACCUGACGUUUGAAGACUUCAACGCCGCGCAGGGCUCAUCGAAGCGGCCCGCCGCUGAACAUGUGCCCGAGGGCCGGUCUCCUGCCGAGAGACGGAGUUCCGGCUCGUCCGAUACCAGUUCUGCGAGAGACCGGUACUCGAUCUCGUCGUCCUCGUCGUCUUCCAGGACCUCCGCCCGAGAAGAGGCAGAAAGACAGGGCAAUGGGAACGACACCACGGUAGAUCGGAGGAGCGACGACGGCCUCGAGGACAUGUCACGGAUAACAGUCGAAGAGCCGCCCAUCUCGCCUCGGCGUACACCCGCAAACACAUUGGUGCGACCACCGGAUCCCUCAUCAUCAUCAUCAACAACGAACGACCAACGCCAACGCCAACGCCAACAACGCCAACGCCAACGCCAACAACAGCACCAGCACCACCACCAGAACCAGAACCAGAACCAACUCGCCCCCUACUCUCUGACGCCCGGCCUCGCCGACACCUCGUCGGCCUUCGUCAUCAACUGGUUCGAACAGGUCUGCCCGGCGUGGUCCGGCUUCGACUCCAACACGAACCUCAACCGCAAGAUCGCCAUCGACCUGUGGCGCACCUCGGCGACGGUGUGCAGCUCCCUCGAGAGCAUGUCGGCCGCGUUCCUCGCCUCGCGCCUCCCCAGCAUGCGGCAGUCGGCCCUGCGGCUCAUGCAGCGGGCGACCGACUUCAUCCAGGCCGAGCUGCAGGUCGUCAAGGCCCGCCCCGACCACCGCGCCGUCCCGACCGGCCUCCUCUUCUCGCUCUUCUGCCUCGGCACCACCGUCUGCUGGAUCGACUCGCGCCUCUACGGCCUGCCCUUCCUCCGCGAGGCCCGGUCCCUCAUCCGCCGGCUCAACGCCCAGUCGGCCGCCGCCGCCGCCUUCUCGACCGCCAACCAGGACAUGCUGUCCUUCUUCAACAAGAGCCUGGCGUACUGCGAGAUGCUCCUGUCCGUGGUCCGCGACGACGAGCCCCUCGACCAGCAGGCCGACGACCACCCGGAGUCCCAGCUCCAGGUCACGGACGAGCGCUCGCCCCAUCCGUGGACGGGGGUGUCGACCCUCACGACGCGCCUCUUUGCCCAGUGCAUCCGCCUCUGCCGGACGGCCCGCCACCGUCUGCGGCAGGCCGCCAUGGACCCCCAAAAGUACUUUUCCAACGCGUUGCAGGACCUGAUCGGCGCCCAGCGUCUCGAGGAGCAGCUGCUGGAGCUCGACUUCCCCUCGGAGAGCCCCGAGGUCGACACGGGCGACAGCUCGACCCCCGUCUCCCACCUCGCCCGCGUCGCCGAGGCGUACAGGCUCUCGUCCCUGCUGCACCUGUACCAGACGUUCCCCGACCUGGUCUCGCUCCGGCUCCCCGCCGAGUCGCCCAUGACCGAGAGCGGCUCGGUGCCGUGGGACGAGUGGAUCAUCCCCCUGGCCCUUCGGCUGGUCAAGGUGCUCGAGCACAUCCCGGCCACGUCGGGCACCCGCGUCAUCCAGCCGCUGCUGUACAUCUCGGCGAGCACGGGGCUGAGGCACGACGCGCCGGCGGCCUCGGACAUGUUCGCCGCCUUCGGCUCCCUCCAGCAGGACCUGAUGGGCGGCACCGGCUCCAACAUGGUCAGCCCGCCGCCCCUGUUCGACUCGCACAACCUCUCGCUGUACAUCAGCCAGAUGGCGGACGCGCCGGCGCGGGAGGGCCCCAUGUCGAACAUGACCCUCGACGUCGGCAGCGCCCGGCACUUCGUCAUGAGGCGCCUGAGCAUCCUGGAGAGCAGCCUGCCCCCGACGCCCGUCGUGGUGGCCAAGGAGCUUGUCCAGUCCAUCUGGAGGGCGUACGACGGCGACAUCGGGUCGCCGACGGUUCACUGGAUCGAUGUCAUGGAAGAUAACGACUUGCGAUCAAUGUUUGGAUAG
Messenger RNA from Colletotrichum higginsianum IMI 349063, 2220 nucleotides. Its product is annotated as C6 zinc finger domain containing protein. Gene Ontology annotation, cellular component: nucleus. NCBI's taxonomy places the organism in Eukaryota, Fungi, Ascomycota, Sordariomycetes, Glomerellales, Glomerellaceae. The transcript is spliced from 3 exons. The record is from RefSeq and is a predicted model, not a curated record. The coding region runs from base 1 to 2220 and encodes 739 amino acids. Gene Ontology annotation, molecular function: transcription cis-regulatory region binding; zinc ion binding; DNA-binding transcription factor activity, RNA polymerase II-specific. Gene Ontology annotation, biological process: positive regulation of transcription by RNA polymerase II.